AUGAGGGAAGCAGUGCCGUUAGCGGCACUGAGCUCACCGUCGAGCAACAGUGACGCGUCGGCAGGUAUUGCAGGGGCACCGCUAUCAGACGAACUUGCGGGGGCGGUGGUGACGGCCCACGAGCGCUGUGGUCUUCGUGCGGCAUCACCGACCGCUGCCCCUGCCGGACGCCAUCGCAGCGACAAGCGCUGCCGGGAGCCUUGCGUCCCCCGAUCUCUGUCUCACAGCACCGCCCCUCAGCGCCAAGACGGCGGCGCAUCCGAGACGCCGUCUUGGCGAAUGAGCCCUGAAGAGAGUCGCGGUUCCGCUCAGAAAUCUGAAGGCGGCAAUCUCCUGGAGCUCCUUACCCGCGUGUCCUCGACACGUAAAGACCUCGACGCUGUCUCCACUGGUGUGGUCGCACCACCUUCGCCUGGCAUAAUCACCUCUGCACAGAUGAAGGAGCCAGCAGCGUGCUCGCAGUCCCUGGAUGCGCCGCUCGGCGGCGCGCUGUCGGUGUUUGAUAGCCCCAAGGUCGGGGAUCCCGCGAGGGGCGGCGUGGCCGAACGUGCCACCGUCGACAACCUCGACGCUGAUGAGUACACACAAACACCGUUAUUCCGCGUACUCUCGCUGCCACGCGGACUGAUCGGUGAUGAUGCGGCGCCGCGCACCAGACGCUCCGAGGUGUGGCAGCCGGCUGUGGCGGGUAGCGAGAGCAAAGCCAGCAUCGCGACGAUGCCAGCGGCGUCGGGAAGGGCGCUGCAGGAGACAGACAGCGACGACAAGGACGCGCCAUCUCUAGUGCUCCACGGCCUCGUCGCACCGCAACUGUCGCCAGGGGGCAUGCGAAGCGGAGACCGCGGCGUCGAGGACUGCGGUGCCCCCGCUGCGUCGGCGGAGUCUACACCGUUGCUUCCCCUCUGUGCGUCUGUCAGUAGUGGCGGCAGCGUGUUUGUUAGCAGGCAGCUGCGCGCUGAGUCGCCUGGUACGGCGCUGACCACGCCCACCGACGUAGCGAUGGCAACCUCCGCAGCCGCACGCAGUCGGUCUGUCACCAGUGGCACACCGCUGCUUGACUCGUUCCGCAUCGUUCUCUCCCCAUGCCCCAGCAGCAUCGCGCCAGCCUUCUCCCUCGUGCCAUGCCCCACAACGCCGCGGGUGUUGUCGCCGGUGUUGGUCUCAGCGCAAAAUGUGCAGCAGCGAUGGCGUGAUCGGGUCCGGGCUCGCACGAGGGUCGGUGUUGGGAGUGGGAGCGGCACCUCUCCCCUAACAUCCACCACGGGUGCGCUGGACCCUCUUGGCGGGCAUACUUUGUGGACUCAGCCUCCGCUGCACCCAGCCCAUGUAGCGGGGUUCUCGGGUUGCGGCAGCGCAGUCAGCGACGGUGACUGGCACGCGGCGUCUGUGACACCACUGCACGACGGGGCACCACCACCAUCGCGGCGGCCCGGUGGUAGGGGUGACGCAAGUGGGAUUGCCGGGCCGAUGCCCCUUAGCUCCUCCUGCUUGAGUGCCGCGGCGAGCCUGUCGAAGGAAGUGCCCGGGGUGAGGCGGGGGCACGUCAGCUCACUACUAUGCGGUGCGCCACCGUGCAGCGGCCCCGGCAGCGGUCGCGACCACGCGGACACGCUGUCGCUUCGCCUUUCCCUCCCCCGGCCAAUUUGCACCUCCCUCGACGCAACGCCGCCGCCUGCACGCCAGCUGCAACAGCAUCCCGGCAGUGCGCACAACCCGCAUGCCUCGGCAAACACCAUUACACAGAGCCUGUCACCUUAUUUGCCUGCGGCACGCGCGUCGUCGCCUCCAUCGCUGCCGCGGCAGGCCGAGCCGCCUCGUUCGCUGCGUCCGGACCACGGCCAGCGUGACAGCGCCGACAGCAGCGACGUGCCACCGUGGCCUCCCACGCCCGUGACGACGGGGCACCACCACGACGGCGGCUUCCGCACCUCUCCCACGGAUGCAGCAUCGCACUCCAGUAACACCUGCCCGUUGCCCGCGCAACCCUUUGUUUUCUCGGCGUCGGCAUCGCAGCGCCGCCUCCAGCCCUCAGCGGUAACGGACUCGGUCCCAUCGCCGUCUGCGUGCGCCGGGUUGCAGCCGCGCGCUCGGCUGUAUCGCGAAUCAAGGCACUUCGAGCCCCUCUGCGUAUUGGGCGACACCGCGCCGAUGAGACGGUUGUCGCCGCUGCAGGCCGACUCGUUUGCAGACGCGGCCGGCCGGUGCGUUGGGGACGGGAUAACCGUGCUAGCGGCCGCUUCGCUCGAACAAACGGAUGUGGAGGGCUUGGUGUCGACGUGCUCGACGCCGCCGCCAUCUCUGACGGUGGUGCCGCCACGGCCCUCGCUGUUGUUCACCUCACAGCGCGUGUCAGGGCGCACUUCGUCGGCCAGAGGAGAGGAUGUGCGCCUAUGGAACGCGACGCCGGCCAGCGCGCAAAGGAUGACGCUGACAUCGACUAGUCUGGAACGUGGCAGCCCGUUGGCGCGAGCAACAAGGGCGUCGGCAACGUCUUCGUGGGCCCUGUCGCUCUGCUCAUCACCGACCGCAGUGGCAGACGUCGGCGGCGUGGGCAGCAAAGGCGGGACGACGCCUACGUGCCGCGGGGGCAGGAGGCCCCACGGCUCUGCCGCGCCGCACACGUCCCCCGCGGACGGAGACGGCCUCGGGCACUUUGGGGUGGAGUCGAAGCUCCGUGGUCUGCAGCGCAUUCGAGACGCGCACCCUUCCUCGUCGACCGGCGUGAGCAGCGCCGUCUCCGCGUGCACCGGGGUCGUUGUCGGGGGAAGCCAGCAAGCUGCUCCAUUCACACUUCGCGUCGACAGCGAGAUUGGUGGAGCGGGUAGCAACGACUCGGGCAGCUUCGGCGUCUACGUGCCAUCGGCACUGCUACCGGGGCCACCUCCGCCGUUGGUAGCGCUGCCGGCAGGCCAGUGUCCCCCCUCAACAGCCUCUCUCUGCAGCGGCGACUCAGCGCCCCCAGCGGCGGUCACCAGCACUGCGGCCACCAGAGCAACAUCCUCCGCCCAGUAUACCUCGCCGCUGCAGUGCCCCUCGCCGGUGCUGUGCACUUGUGAACGAAAUACCGUGCUGGCAGCUGCCGCGGCCACGAAUGAGGCUCUGGUUGAGGACAACGAUGUGGUGACAGCGCUGGAGGAGGGUGCUGCUCAAGCGGACAUCUCGGCAGCACUUGACGCGUCUCUCGACGUCAGCGCCACUGCUGCCGAAGGCGUGCCGGCACUGUUGCCCGCGUCGGUGCCUUCGGCGUCACCCGCUACGCAGUUUCGGUGGGCGUUUAGCUCGCUGCGCGGCUGCCGAAGGAGACAAGAGGACAGCGUCAUGAUGGUCGCGGACCUGCCGGUGCGCGUGCGGAGAAGCACCCCUGCAGCGCCGGCCACUGCCACGACUGCUGCCGCUCCUUCUUCCACUGGAGCAGCCAGCGAAGCGAGUGCGCGAAGAGAAGCCGGGGCCGUGCGCGAAGACACGGAGCGGGCCGAUGCGGACUCGAUGUCAACACAGGAGGUGACGGCGACGGCGCGCCACGCCACGAAUGUGCGAGACGAGGUUGUCUUCGCCUGCUUUGGCGUCUUCGAUGGCCACUGCGGCGACACCGUGGCGUCCCUGGCCUCGCAGUUCUUUCCGGAGCACUUCGAGCACGCCCUGCAGGCUUACCAGAGACAGCUGGAGCAGGGCCAGCGAAAUGGCAGAGGCGCGUCUCGUGGUACCGACAGCUCCGCACAGCGGAGGAGGGGAGACCUUGGAAGCUGCAGCGUAUGUCCCGAAGGGCCACGGGCGGAGCGUCUACGUGGCCAUCACGAGACAGCGCCGAUGGAAGCGGUCGAAUUUCAGCGGGUUGUGAGCGCUGCCCUUGUGCAGGCACUUUUGCACCUGGACCUGACGUUGUACGACCUCCUCCACCACGCUACACACGGCCUCUCCUCCCAGCAUCGUGACGCAGGGUCGACCGCGAGCGUGGCAACGUUUUUCAAGCUACCGACAACGUCUGCGCCGCACCACGGCGGUGCGAGAGCGGUGGUGGGCAGCUGCACAAGCGGCACCCUGUCGUUGGCAACAGGUGCCGGUGACGCGCCGUCAAACGGUGGCGGCUCUGCCGCCACUCGCACACCGGCAACGCUGGAUGAACUAGGGCCGCAAGGGGUGCCUGGCGAGGCGUCCACCCCACCGACGCCGGCCGCGCACGCAGAGGACACGUAUCGGCUCUGCAUCGCGAAUCUGGGUGAUAGCCGUGCCAUCAUCGGCAAUCUGCAGACGGGCGAGCUUCUGCUCAGCACCACUGACCACCGCAUCUCUGCCUACCCGUCCGAGGCAACCCGGAUCCAGGCCGCCGGUGGCGUCGUCGAGCUUGGACGCGUCGACGGCAGCCUCGACGUGACGCGGGGUCUCGGGGACUACCGGUACAAGGUUUCACCGGCGCAGUGGUGGUCCUCCACCGCCCCAGCAUCAGCGACCGCUGUCUCCGCAAGUGUGUCAUUGACGUCGCUUGCGGCCUCUGCUGUAGCGACCAACGCCGCCACCACGGCAACACUGACAGCGAUGGGGAGGAGCAACUCCGCGACCGCCACCGCCACAUCGUCGUCAGCGCCCGUCAAGGUAGUUGCAGAAUCGGUGCCGCCCGCGAGUACGCCGCGUCACAGCGAUGCCUCCGAAGGCUGCUUCGCGGUGCGGGGACUGCGCUGGCAGUCGUGCUCAAGUACACUUCGGAGUCCGACGGGUGACAACAUGGAAGGUGGCGGUGCUUCAACGACAGUUUUUCUGUGUGGUAGCAAUGCGCGCUGCACUGAUGACGAGGUGAAGCCGGUGCCUGCACCCCCAUCACAAGGGCCGCCUCCAUCCGGCGCUCCCGAAAGUGGAGCCUAUGCACCCGCGGUACAGGAACAGCGCUGGCAGCAGGUGCCGUCCCCAGGCCCCUCGUCGCCCAUCUCGCCGCCAUCGCCGUUUUCCUCGUGGUCUCCGCUGGCGUCGGCAUCGGCUGUCACGCUGACACACAACGCCGUGAGCAACAUCGCCGACGUGUAUGAGUGGGAGGUGCGCCGUGGCGAGGUGCUGAUCAUGGCAUCCGACGGCGUCUGGGACCGUAUGACGUCCGAGGACGUGCUCGCCUUUGUGCGCCGUGAGUUGGCAGCGGCACAGCAGCAGUCCAAGGGAGGUGCGACGCGGUUGACGCGCAGCGGCGGCGCUGCAGUGGAAGCGUCGGAUGGUGCGGGGAUGGAGGGGAGGGGGUUGCCAGAGGCUGGUGGGGCGGAUGCAGGGGCAUCCAACACAACUGAGGUAUCACUGUUGCUCCUCCGCGAGGCGCUCGAGCGGACUCCGCUGCGGCAACCGUCACCGUGCGACGAGCAAGGGUGUGCGAGUGCUCGCUCCUCCCCCGCUGCCGCGCUCUGCACGCCAGGCGGCAACGGAGCUGCCGUGUGUGACCAACACGACGACGAAGCGGCGGAUUCGUUGUCGAGCACGACCGGCAGCGCGCCAUGCUUCUUCGCUGUGCAGGCGGCAGCGCGGCGGUUGACGGAGCACGUCGUGGACAACCUCUCGGGCAGCGACAACACCUCCGUCGUGGUGGUAGCCUUUGACUGA
This is a messenger RNA of Leishmania major strain Friedlin, 5574 nucleotides long. RefSeq lists its product as hypothetical. The record is from RefSeq and is a predicted model, not a curated record. NCBI's taxonomy places the organism in Eukaryota, Euglenozoa, Kinetoplastea, Trypanosomatida, Trypanosomatidae. Gene Ontology annotation, molecular function: protein serine/threonine phosphatase activity. The coding region runs from base 1 to 5574 and encodes 1857 amino acids. Gene Ontology annotation, biological process: protein dephosphorylation. The transcript has a single exon.